CUGACACUUAUUCAACACUGCCACCUUAAGCAGAUUACUUUGUGCGCCGUUUGUGUAAAACACGCCGCUCACUUCGCGUCUCUCCAUCAUGUUCAGGAUGCUCCAGCCGGGCUUUUUUCUCUUGAUCGUAUGGCUUUGUCACCUCAUCGGACAUCACAAAGUUCACGCUGGGAACUGCUGGCUGCAGCAGGGGAAGAACGGGAGGUGCCAGGUGCUCUACAUGCCCGGGAUGACCAGGGAGGAGUGCUGCCGGAGCGGGAGGCUGGGGACGUCCUGGACCGAGGAGGACGUCCCCAACAGCACGCUCUUUCGGUGGAUGAUCUUCAAUGGCGGGGCUCCUAAUUGCAUACCUUGCAAAGAAACCUGCGAUAAUGUUGACUGCGGGCCCGGGAAGAGGUGCAAGAUGAACAGGAGGAGCAAGCCGCGCUGCGUGUGCGCACCGGACUGCAGCAACAUCACUUGGAAAGGACCUGUCUGCGGCUCAGACGGGAAGACCUACAAGGACGAAUGCGCACUGCUCAAGGCCAAAUGCAAAGGCCACCCCGACCUGGACGUGCAGUACCAGGGGAAGUGCAAGAAAACGUGCCGCGACGUCUUGUGCCCCGGCAGCUCCACGUGCGUCGUGGACCAGACAAACAACGCGUACUGCGUGACGUGUAACCGAAUUUGCCCCGAGGUGACAUCGCCCGAGCAGUACCUGUGCGGAAACGACGGGAUCGUGUACGCGAGUGCGUGCCACCUGAGACGGGCAACCUGUCUCCUGGGCCGGUCCAUCGGAGUGGCGUACGAGGGGAAGUGCAUCAAGGCCAAGUCGUGUGAGGACAUCCAGUGCAACGCGGGCAAGAAGUGCCUGUGGGACGCGCGCAUGAGCCGGGGCCGCUGCUCGCUGUGCGACGAGCUCUGCCCGGAGAGCCGGGCGGACCAGGCGGUGUGCGCCAGCGACAACGCGUCGUACCCGAGCGAGUGCGCCAUGAAGCAGGCCGCCUGCUCCCUGGGGGCGCUGCUGGAGGUCAAGCACUCGGGAUCUUGCAACUCCAUUACAGAAGACAUGGAGGAGGAUGAGGAAGAUGAGGACUCAGACUACAUGGCCUAUGUCCGUAUCUCCUCUAUACUGGAUGGAUAGGCCUCCCGUCACUAGGGGAACAUCCUAGGGCAAGGAAUCAUGUCCAUACUGUACAUUAUGUGUAUGCUUAUUUAUUUUUAAAAGAAAAAGGAAGUAUACAUAUAGUUCAGUCUGCUAGAUGUUUAUUUAUACUUUUUGUUGUUGUUGUUGUGUGUUUUAUAAUUUAUACAUUUACAAUGUCAGGCUUACUAUCUACCAUGAUAUAUAUCGUGUUACCACUCAUUUCCCCCAUAUUUGUUGUUGUACUUUUUGACUUUUUCUUCUCUCUUUUUUUAUCAUGAAGAAAUAUAUUUGUCCAAAGAGAAGCAGUGUUAUUUAUUUGUCAUGCUACCGUGUAAGUAAGUCCUCUCUACAAGCUGUAAAUUGCAUUCCCUGAAGCUGUACAAAAUCUGCUUGUUCCUGUCAAAUCUCUAUCACAGAUGUUUAUGUCACACAUACGUAAAUGCAUGUUUAGGCUGUGUGUUUAUUUAUUGGGAAUAUAUCAAUCAUUUUAUGUACAGUAAGUGUUUCCGGUUUGUUUACAACUCACGAGAACUGACCAAAGGGAUUAUCUCAAUGGUUUUGCAAAAAAAAAAGAGCAUCGUAAAGGUUGCAACACAGCAGUGAUGAAAUGGAACAGAAGAAAAAGAAAAAAAACUCAAAACGAGCCAUUUGUCUUUCUUUUCCUAUUUCUUUGGUUACUUCUUAGUUUCAGCCCUUUUAGAUUUGUUUCCGAACGGAGACGAUAACUUAAAGACAUUCAAUAGCAUUCAUUUUGUCAUACCACAUUAGAGCAGAGGUAAGUUUUGGACAAUACUUGAUUAUUUUUGGAAACAAUGUGCCAUUGACAUUUUUGUCUGCUGUCUUCUUGCCAAUGUGCUCCAUAUUUCUCUCUGAGAGCUCAAAUAGGACGAACGUACUGCAGUACUCUAUAUCAGCCGUCAUCACUUUGUUCCCUUUUUUGUUUCUGUUUCUUUUCUUUCUUUUCCAGAAUACAUUUUUAUUUUCAAACAUCACAAGAGAAAUACAAAAUUCUGUUAUGAAUAUAUAGUUUUGUAUUUUUUUAUGUAAAUGUCAUAUGUACAUACAAAGUUUGAUGGUAUUUGUACAGAUAUGAAGAGUGAAACAAUAAAAGUUUUUUCCUUAUACUUUU
This is a messenger RNA of Pseudoliparis swirei, 2255 nucleotides long. It is a transcript of the gene fsta, whose product is annotated as follistatin a. Gene Ontology annotation, biological process: regulation of BMP signaling pathway; multicellular organism development; cell differentiation. The record is from RefSeq and is a predicted model, not a curated record. Gene Ontology annotation, molecular function: activin binding; protein binding. NCBI's taxonomy places the organism in Eukaryota, Metazoa, Chordata, Actinopteri, Perciformes, Liparidae.